GGAGCGUGCACGUCGUUCCCCGCCCUCCCGCCACCGCCCGCCCUCGCUCGCUCGCGCUCCCAAGCCCGCCGCCCUCCGUCGGUUCUCUCGGUAGUCCGCCUUCGCCUCUGGAGCUAUCCGCCCUAGUCUUCGAUCUUGCGACUCGCGGGCAGGAGUCCUCAGCGUGAAGAGGCCGGACUCGGGGAUCGUCGCCGAGCCUUUCAUCUGAGAAGUUCAAGGUACUUUAUACUUAAAGUUUGCUACACAGGCCGUGCGUUUUGCAGUACAUUUGUAAGACAGGGUCUCCUUAAGUUGCCUGGACUCAAGUAAAAUUUAGGAUUCUCCUGUUGAGCUUCCCAGAGUACCAGGAUUACAGCAAUGGCUGCCAUCCGAAAGAAACUGGUAAUUGUUGGUGAUGGAGCUUGUGGUAAGACAUGCUUGCUCAUAGUCUUCAGCAAGGACCAGUUCCCAGAAGUAUAUGUUCCCACAGUGUUUGAGAACUAUGUGGCAGAUAUUGAAGUGGAUGGGAAACAGGUAGAGUUGGCUUUGUGGGACACGGCUGGACAGGAAGAUUAUGAUCGCCUGAGGCCUCUCUCUUACCCAGAUACUGAUGUUAUACUCAUGUGUUUCUCCAUUGACAGCCCUGAUAGUUUAGAAAACAUCCCAGAAAAAUGGACCCCAGAAGUGAAGCAUUUCUGUCCCAACGUACCCAUUAUCCUGGUUGGGAACAAGAAGGAUCUUCGGAAUGAUGAGCACACAAGGCGGGAGUUAGCCAAGAUGAAACAGGAGCCAGUAAAACCUGAAGAAGGCAGAGAUAUGGCAAACAGGAUUGGCGCCUUUGGAUACAUGGAGUGUUCAGCAAAGACCAAAGAUGGAGUGAGAGAAGUUUUUGAAAUGGCCACGAGAGCUGCUCUGCAAGCCAGGCGUGGGAAGAAAAAAUCUGGGUGCCUUGUCUUGUGAAACCUUGCUGCAAGCACAGCCCUCAUGCGGUUAAUUUUGAAGUGCUGUUUAUUAAUCUUAGUGUAUGAUUACUGGCCUUUUUCAUUUAUCUAUAAUUUACCUAAGAUUACAAAUCAGAAGUCAUCUUGCUACCAGUAUUUAGAAGCCAGCAAUGAUUAUUAAUGAUGUCCAACCCAUCUGACCUGCCAGGGUCCUUCCAACACUGCUCUAACAGCCCUUUCUGCACUCCACCUGACACACCAGGCGCUAAUUCAAAGAAUUUCUUUACUUCUUGCUUCUCUCUAGAGACAGUUGGUAACUUUUGUGAAUUAGGCUGUAACUACUUUAUAACUAACAUAUCCUGCCUCUAUAAUCUGUCAGUUGCAGGGAAUUCUGAGUCCCCACUUCAUAGCCUUACUCCUCAUGGAGUUCACUGCAUGGCUCUGGGGCAGGCAUCCAGUUUUUUUGAAAACAUGCUCAGCCAGAAGCCCCAUGUCCAUGCAGCUGUGGCAGAGUUACAGUUCUGUGGUUUCAUGUUAGUUACUUUAUAGUUACCAUGUAAUUAGUGGCACUUAAUGUAUGUUACCAAAAAUAAAUAUAUCUACCCCAGACUAGAUGUAGUAUUUUUUUCGAGGCAGGUGCUUAUGCCCCUGAGCUAAAUCCCCUAGAUGUAGUAUUUUUUGUAUAAUUGGAUUUCCUAAGACUGAUAUUUGUCAUCCCCACAGAGAAUGUAUUGGUGUUUUGUUUUGUUUUGUUUUGUUUUGUUUUUUUAAACAAGAAAGUGUAUUUGGAAAUAAAGUCAGAUGGAAAAUUCAUUUUUUAAAAAUUCCCAUUUUGUCACUUUCUCUGAUACCUAAAGGCUGUUGCCUCUCUCUGGACCCACAUAUCCCAGUGUUCCUUUCUAGAACUGGGUACUAGGAAUUUGGUUUGAAGAUGGCAUAGCCUUUCUCACCUGGACUGCAGGGCCUGGCUCUAAUUCACAGUGCUCCUUUCUCCUCACUAUUGGGGUGCCCUUCCCGAGAAGCCGUUGGUUCUCAGGGAUGACACUUGGUUUUUCUCUUCUCUCCAGCUGACUAAACUUUUUUUCUGUACCAGUUAAUUUUUCCAACUAAUAGAAUAAAGGCAGUUUUCUAAA
Messenger RNA from Cavia porcellus (domestic guinea pig), 2053 nucleotides. RefSeq names its product ras homolog family member A (gene Rhoa). Gene Ontology annotation, molecular function: GTPase activity; GTP binding; protein kinase binding. The record is from RefSeq and is a predicted model, not a curated record. The transcript has 7 exons. Bases 358 to 939 code for a protein of 193 amino acids. Gene Ontology annotation, biological process: stress fiber assembly; Rho protein signal transduction. Gene Ontology annotation, cellular component: cleavage furrow; cytosol; dendritic spine. NCBI's taxonomy places the organism in Eukaryota, Metazoa, Chordata, Mammalia, Rodentia, Caviidae.